CUCCUUGGACGACACUGUGGAGGCUUUUUUAAAUCUCCAUUACAAUCAUUACAGCAACAACAAUUGUUUUGAUCAUUGAUCAUUACAAUGUCUCAUAUGAUCCUGUCACCCUUUCAACUAUUGGAACUCAAUGUUAUUUCUGCACAAGAUCUCGUCAAGGUCUCGCGAAAGAUGAAAACCUAUGCAGUUGCAUGGGUUCACCCUGACCGGAGACUUUCGACAAGAGUCGACUCUGAAGGAUGCAACAAUCCCACCUGGAAUGACAAGUUUGUUUUCCGCGUUGAUGACAGGUUCCUCCAUGGUGACACCUCCGCUGUCAUGAUUGAAAUCUACGCCCUUCAUUGGUUCCGUGACAUUCAUAUUGGCACCGUCCGUGUUAUUGUUGGGAACCUGAUUCCCCCGCCUCGUCCUCACCAUCACAACCAGUUUCAGCUUGGCAUGCGCUUUGUUGCCCUCCAGGUCCGCCGACCAUCAGGACGCCCCCAGGGGAUUCUUAACAUUGGCGUGGCGCUUCUUGAUAGCUCAAUGCGAAGCAUGCCAUUGUAUUCCCAGAUAAGCGUAUCCGCCGUUGGGUAUCGUCAGCUUAUGGGUGAAGGGGAGUUGAAUCAUCAUAAAGAUGAUUCUGAUGAUAAAAGUAGUGGUAUUCAUUCCAAUUCCUUCUUGCUUCCUUGGCUUCCAAAACCUGAAUUAAGACGUACGAAGAGUGAUUCCAGUUCCAUGUUCGGGUCAAUAGUGAUGGCAAAGAGAAAAAUGAUAAUGAAAGGGAAGGGUAGUUCCAUGAUUAGUGGCUCAGAAGUAGAGGAGAGGAAGAUGCUCAAUAAAGGGAGAUCAAAAGCUAGUUCCUUGACAGGUGGCUCGGAGAUUGUCAAGGAGGACGAAAAUGGGGCAUUUGGAAAAGCCUCGUUGACCUCUGAAUCAAUGACAAAAACAGAUACCAAAUCAACCGAAUUGGAUCACAUUCUGAAACCCUCACCAAAAUUUACGGGGUUGGAUCUUGGUUCUCCAUGCAACAACAACUUCAGGUAUGCAACUCCGAAAAAGGCAAAUUUUGUGAGUAAGCCAUUUAUUACCGAAUCACAAUUGGGGCCAUCAGCAUCAGAGGUGGCGGCAGUAAUUGCAAGAAACAAACAUCGUCGCGUGGAAGAGACAGAGAGCGAGAUAAUUGGCGAAAUGAGCUUGGAUGGAAGCAUGGAGGCUCUUCAAUCUAAACUGGAAAGAUGGAGGACAGAGCUUCCUCCAGCUUAUGAUGCCAGUAAUAUCUCAAGUUUUCCUACUAGUGGCACUUCUAAAGGAGGCAAAGUUGUUAAACGACACAACCACAAGCACACGGAUGAUGAUGGCACGUUUUCUUGCUUCGGUAGAUUUUGCGGUUUAGAGUGUUCAAUUGUAUGUGGCGGCCCUCCCAGGAGGGAAAAGACCAGGCAGGGGAUUCGGAGCCAUUCCAUGGAUAAUUUGAGGUACAGUGUUUAAAUUUACCUGAGUGACUGAUCGGAUCAUAUUUUUUUUUUCGUGAUUUGAUAAUCCGAUCAGUUAAAAACAGCUCUUUGCUACAGAAAUGCCUGUUGUUGACUGUAUAUGUGAAUCUCGUCACAUUCCAUUCCUGAAAUUAGCAAUGCUAGCUUUCAGAUCAUAUUCUCUGCUGGCCAGGAAUGUUUUCAUUUUGCUUUGCCUGCGUAACAUUUGUAUGUUGUUUCUGUUAUCUGUUAUAAACUUUAAUCACACCGCAACACUCUCCCUCUCUCUCUUGCUCUCCAAUUUUCUUUUGCAUUUUGUCAAAUUUAAAGAGUUUCUGUUGUCUUCAGUAUUAAUCAA
Populus nigra (black poplar) is the source of this 1812-nucleotide messenger RNA. RefSeq lists its product as uncharacterized. The record is from RefSeq and is a predicted model, not a curated record. The transcript has a single exon. Gene Ontology annotation, biological process: defense response. NCBI's taxonomy places the organism in Eukaryota, Viridiplantae, Streptophyta, Magnoliopsida, Malpighiales, Salicaceae. Bases 88 to 1470 code for a protein of 460 amino acids.